AUGGUUCUUGAUCCUUCACGGUACCAGGAUAGGAGGACCUGGAAGAUGACGCCCGCAAUGUUGAGAGCGAGACAGCCAUUUUUCAAGAUGAAUAUGGUUGGUCUGGGAGUACUUUUAGGAGUUACAGGGGGUGUUUACUAUUACACGUACAACUUUCUACACAAGGAUAACGAUUUCGAAGACGUUCCAAUUCCCCCCAUCGAUGAAAAGGAGUUACAAAAGCUGAAGAAAGAAUACGAAAUGCACAAGGCCAACAGGGACAAGCAAUGA
Molecule: messenger RNA, 270 nt
Organism: Zygotorulaspora mrakii
Lineage: Eukaryota; Fungi; Ascomycota; Saccharomycetes; Saccharomycetales; Saccharomycetaceae
Gene: COA3
Product: Coa3p
Exons: 1
Coding region: 1-270 (89 amino acids)
Biological process (GO): mitochondrial respiratory chain complex IV assembly
Cellular component (GO): mitochondrial inner membrane
Source: RefSeq, a predicted model, not a curated record